Messenger RNA from Podarcis lilfordi (Lilford's wall lizard), 363 nucleotides. Lineage: Eukaryota; Metazoa; Chordata; Lepidosauria; Squamata; Lacertidae. The record is from the annotation of a GenBank genome assembly.
AUGCAAAGAAGAUGCCUCCUCCAGCAACAUUCUAGAUGCCAGAAUUCCCACCCCACCCCAGCACUGAAGUUCUACAGGUGGGGGAAAUGGCCACCAGCGCACCACCCAGAGAAGGAGAUUCCUCUUCUUUCUCCCCAAUUUGGAAAUCUUCCUCUCUUCCCUCACCCCCUGCUUGCUUCUUUGUGUGUGGCUGCUGCAGCAGAAGCCCCCAUCCACUACAAAGCAGAGCUCACCCGCCUGCCCCCCCCAGCCACCAUCCUGGGCCAAGCACAGUGUGAGUUCUCACUGGUUUGCUGGCUCUUUGUUGUCAUCUCUACUGGUCUGACCAAGUCAAAUGCAUGGCUGGUAGCCUUUGACUGGUGA